AUGGGCGCCAUCGCAGAGAGAUACUACUCCUAUGGCAACGGCUACUACUACUCCACGCCCUGGGAACGCUGGGGUCGCUGGGUAGUCCUCGCCGUCAUCAUCGUCGGCGCAUUCUUCCUCUUCCUCAUCUGCGCAUGCAUAUCUGCCCGCCGCCGCCGUCGUCGAGGCCUGCAGCCGUUCAGGGGAACAGGAUGGGCGGGCGCGGGACCCCAGGGCCAUCCCCAGCAGUUCCAGCCGCCGCCGGGCCAGGGCCAGCAGCAGUAUCCUUCGCCGAACCCCCAGCAGUACCCUCAGCAGUACCCCCAGCAGCAUCCUCAACAGUACCCUCCACAGCAGUAUCCUCCACAGCAAGGCGGCGUUGCCAGCCCUCCGCCCCAGUACGGUACGGCGCAGGACUACUACGCACCCCAGCAGACCGGCGUCGAGCUGCAGCAGCCUCCCAACGCCUAUGGAGGACAGCCAUACGGCCACAAGGCGUGA
Messenger RNA from Arthroderma uncinatum, 480 nucleotides. RefSeq lists its product as uncharacterized. The transcript has 3 exons. The record is from RefSeq and is a predicted model, not a curated record. Gene Ontology annotation, biological process: vesicle-mediated transport. The coding region runs from base 1 to 480 and encodes 159 amino acids. Gene Ontology annotation, cellular component: intracellular membrane-bounded organelle. NCBI's taxonomy places the organism in Eukaryota, Fungi, Ascomycota, Eurotiomycetes, Onygenales, Arthrodermataceae.